Messenger RNA from Oryza sativa Japonica Group (Japanese rice), 3381 nucleotides. RefSeq lists its product as uncharacterized. Gene Ontology annotation, molecular function: RNA binding; nuclear export signal receptor activity. Gene Ontology annotation, cellular component: nucleus; RNA nuclear export complex; cytoplasm. Gene Ontology annotation, biological process: protein export from nucleus; RNA export from nucleus. The record is from RefSeq and is a predicted model, not a curated record. NCBI's taxonomy places the organism in Eukaryota, Viridiplantae, Streptophyta, Magnoliopsida, Poales, Poaceae.
UAAUCUUGGAAGAAAUCGGAUGGCCACAAAAUCGGCUGACAAAAGGAAAAAAAAACAGCAGAGGCAACUCGAAUAUCUUCCCCGUCCCUUGCGUAAAAAGGAAAAUCUCCCGUCCCGUCUCGCAGGCUCCUCGCGGCUGAACAGUGGAGGGGCGCUGAUCUCCAUCUGGCGAGCGGAGCAGGGGAGGAGAGGGGAUCCUGGAGAAAAUGGUGAUGAUGAAUUUUUAAUGCUCGCCAGUUGCACAACCAAAAGAAAUUCUCAAAUGGACGUGGCUCCUGUUGAACAGGAUCAGGGUCUAAUGAAAAUCAACAGCAGUGACUGCUCUGGCGAUGGUGCAAGCUGUGAGAAUGAAACUAAUUACACUGAUCAUGGCAAACAGUCAAAUGAGCUUGGUCAUGCAAGAAUAUCGGUUACUGGUGGGGGUUAUUUUCAUCAGCUGCUUGCUGAGCAUACCAUUAUCUCUGAAGCAUUUCUUUCUGCAGCAACCUAUUCAUGGUUUGAGAAAGAGAAAGAUUUGCUUUCCUCCCAGCUUAGUUCUUUGAAAAGAAUUUGGUCACAACCUCAGUGGCAAGCUUGCCUAAAGCACUUAUGCUGUCAUGGUGAAUUUAGGAGUGCUGUGCUGAAAAUUAUAAAAAUAUUUGAGGAAGAGCUUUCAAAGUGCAGAGAAGAGACCAAUAUGUUACAUCAACCAGACCAAAUAAGCCAUUCAACUUUAAUGUCCCUUGUUUCAUUGAUCAUUCCUCCACUACUUAAGUUGAUUCGAUUUGUACAUGCACUAUGGAUGGAUGGAGCUGUACUUAGAUUCCCAGAAGAACUUAUAGAAGCUAGAAAGAUGAAAAAUGUUGAUCAGAUCUUGAGAUUCCGAGGAGAAACACUGGAAUUUCUAGAUGUUUGGCCUGAAGAGUUGGAAGAGGGAUUAGCACAAUGGUUACAGCUAAUCCGAGAGAGUGGGUACAACUUAUUAGGUUUAUGUGCAACUAUCAAGGGCGCAUUCUCAGAGCUGUUAGACAAUUCAUCAAUCAACAAUGCUAUCAUGGAAAACAUAAGAUCAAUGGAAAUUCGGCAUCUAACCAAACUUAUCGAUCUUGUCAUUGUUCCAUUCAUCAAGCAUUGCCCUCAUAAUCUAUGGGUAGAAUGGAUGUUGAAGCUCUUACUACCCUUAUUUGACUACUGUGGAGACGUGCUUUACUACUCAUGGUUCAGUCUUCUACAUAAUGGUCAGGCUAAUGUUCCACUUUUCUUUGGUUAUAUUUGUGGAUCAGAAGAAACUGUAAGCAAAAUGGAAAAUUACCUACUUCUUGACCUGACUCGUAAAGUAUCCAAGUUGCUUGGGGCCUUAGCUUCGCAAGAACUGAAUCAAGGUGUUUACCGUGCGGGUCUUGUCCUUGACAUGAAUAGUGCUUCUCACGAUUUCAAGUGCACACCCUCUACCUCUUUAGUUGGAUAUAUUUUACUCAAUGAUUGCUUUACAAGGUUAAGCAUGAAUCUCUUUGGAUGUUGGGUGGAUGGUGAAGCAGCAAUAGAUUCCAUUCCCUUUUGUCAUUCUUUGGUUCAAGUCGCGGUUGCUACAAACAAUGAAAAGCUCAAGCGAUUUAUUAAAGAUGAUAUGCUUCCUGCUAUAAUCCGACGCCUAUAUGAUGAUCUUCCAUGUGCAGUUCAAAAGACCAUCAGAAAGUUAUCUCCCUUGAUGAACUCAAUCAAUUGCAGGAAAGCCACCAAGGAUCUCUUGGUUCUAUGUCAGGAGAUCUAUAAAGUUUACAUACGAUGUCAGAAUUUGGAAGGUGAAGACCAGGAUACUGAUAACAUAGCAUACUGGUUUGAUGAUUGGUUAACAAAGCAGAAGAAAGAACUUUGUGUAAAGGCAUCCUAUGCUAUUCCUGAUGAAUUUCCAGCUACGCUGUGGAAUUGGGAGUUUGAAGAAGAAUUUCAAAGGUAUCUUCCUACAUAUCUUGAUGUGCUGCAUGAAGUUGAUACAAUGGAUUGUCAAGAGUGUUGUUGUUUGGAUAGCGCCAAGAUUUUUGAGAAUCUGAGCCUGGAAUUUCGAUCCAGGCAUGGUGUUAGGAGCCAUACAGAUCAUGUUGUUUGGAUGAUAUCAAAUUUGUUACAACGGAAGAUGCCUGGAGCAUAUUCAGAGCAACGUGCUGAUCGAAUUUCCAAAUGGACUUGUGAACUUAUUAAAUCGAAGCCUUACAUCAAGCUCUCUAAUGGUUGGAACAAUGCUAUGAAUCGAUUGAAGGAAAACUUUGUGAUAAAUGUAGAUACUAAACCGGAUGCAAUAGAUGCAGUUAAUAUCUUCUACAAUUCAAUAUUGCUUCUUUGGGAACCUCAGUUUCAUCCUUUAAUCAGGGAGGGUCAAAUGGAUGUUCUUGUAGAGAUAGCUCAUCAGUUAGCUUUUGCAGAAGAGAGAAAAAACUACGAGCCAUUGGAACCAGAUUCAUUAGAUUUCUUGGACCAUUUGCAACCUUAUGCAAAAUUAUACAUCUAUAGAAAGAAGACAGAAUCUGGGUAUUUUACAGCAAUAGAACAAGUCCAGUUGCAUAAAGAAUUUGACAGAUACUUGGCUUCAGGCGUUUUGGAUGGUGAUAUUUGUAAAUUUAGUUCUUUCCAGGAUGACUUUAUUGAGGAAUUCGCUGAUAAACACAUUGCGAAAAGUCAAUUUGUGCAGUUGGACAGAAAACUCAUUACAUUGUCUUUGGAGCAACGAGCUCAGAUUCUGGAGAAGCAACGCCAAAUAAACACUUAUGCUGAAUGCUUGAGAAAUAUCCUGACAGAUCUGAAGCUGAAAGAUGGUCUUCAAAGUUUGAUGAGUGAGCUAGAAGUGGAAGGUUUCUUCGACGUGAAUAACAAUUGCACAGAUUGGGAGAAAGGGUGCUUCUUACGACUUAUUGACAAUUUUGAAGAUUUAGUUUUCAGAGGACAUUGCUUUCCUAGAUACCUUGUCAUUCAAGGAAUUAUGGAUUAUUGGGAAAUGUCACAACGGAGCGACAGUACCUGGGAAGAUUCUUUUGAACAGGUUGUUGAAGUAUUAUGCGAUAAUUGGAGACAAGAUCUUACACAGAUUUGGAUGGAAACAAGAUACUAUGAAGGCUUAUAUUAUGAUGUACUUAGGAAACCUUUAAAAAAGAUCUUCAUGCGGAAGAUUGAAGCUUCAGAACUGUAGCUACAGCUUAUAUGAUAAGUACGACAUAUGCAUGCCAGCUAGCAUUUCUAGCAGUAAGGGCCGCCACUGUGCUAAACCUGAAACUGAGUUGUUUUCCUUAUUCUGGAUGUAACCCCAUUAUAAUAUAAUCCUUGGUCCUUGGAUUUAUAGUCUCGAUCAUAUUUCAGUUGUCAGAUAUAUGUUGCCUCGUUCUAAACUUCAACAUGAUUCAGAUUAUUCCA